Anopheles bellator is the source of this 789-nucleotide messenger RNA. RefSeq names its product protein lin-52 homolog (gene lin-52). Gene Ontology annotation, biological process: regulation of DNA-templated transcription. The coding region runs from base 414 to 719 and encodes 101 amino acids. The record is from RefSeq and is a predicted model, not a curated record. The transcript has 4 exons. Gene Ontology annotation, cellular component: DRM complex. NCBI's taxonomy places the organism in Eukaryota, Metazoa, Arthropoda, Insecta, Diptera, Culicidae.
UAAAGAAACCGUACAGAACAGAAGCCCUGCGCGAGCGAAAGAAGACAAUUUGAACAAACUUCACGCUUCCGAGCGGGUGCCGAGUGCCGAUGCCCGUGACCAGUUGAAGGUUUUUGGCCAAGGUUUUCCGCGUCCACUGCUCUUACAUUUCGUACCAAUCCCAAACUGUGCACUUCCCGCACAACACUGGUUUGUGCAGCGCAAACCAGCUGCUUUGUCCCCCUCCAACAACAAUUGAACACAAAGCACACAAUUGUGACAGUAGCGUUUGACGUUUGUGUUUGACAACCGCUGAAAAUCGGAGAAUCGGAGAAAUGUUUUUGUGAAACAUUCAAGUCGAGCGCAGUCGAAGAAUUACGUUCGUUUUUAAACAAACGCAGACUUUGUUGGUCUAAAUUGAAGCCCGUGGCAUCAUGUCCUCCAAGUAUAACAAUGACCUGGAAUCUAGCAGCUUUCUGGGAAUGGAAUCUUUCGAACCGGAAGAAUCGUCCGACUAUUGGCAAACGAAAGACGCUAGCGAUGCUGUCCCGCAGUGGACGAAAGGACUCACCCAGGACGACAUGAACGCCAUUUACCAAAUGGGAGCACUCUCGACCAACGGGCUACUGGCGGAGGUGAAGAAAAUAUUUGACCAAUCCUACCAGCUCGGUCUGCAGGAGGCCAAAGAAGUGACUAAGGGCAAAAACUUGAACAUAUUGUCCAACACAAAGCGAAAGUGAGCAGACUAUUCACGGCAGUUCUACCAAAUAAUGCUCGAUUUCGGAGAAAUUUAAUAAAACCUUACUUAGC